AUGGACGAGGUGCAGCAGCAGUGGGACGACACCAGGACAGCGCUGGCCUCCAGGAGGCAGCUGUACACUGGUCUGAUGGAUUCACUGAAGAAGUUCCCGAGCUGCAGAGGCGUCCUGACCUCCACUCUGCAGAGAGCCGAGCAGACCAUCAGUGAACAGGCCUCGUACAUGGGCAAAGACAACCUGCACAAGGCCAUCACUAAAGUGGGGGAGAUUAAACAGGAGCUGGCCGGUCUGACUGUUCCCAUGGAGGAGCUGAAAGCCACAUGCAAACAGAUUCAGACCAGUCUGAAGAAGAUCCCGGACUGUAACCAGACUUCAUUUGAGUCUGAGGCCGACUCAAUCGUGGACACCUGGCUCGAUUUGACAGAGAAGACGGACUCGUACAUGGAUAACCUGAAGGUGGCGCUGGAGCUGUGGGACAAACAGCUGAUGUUGGGGUCAGAGGUGGACAGUUGGGCCGGAGCUAAACUGGCUCUGUUUGCAGCCAGUCACCCCUUCCACAACGAACAACAAGUCUUUGCCAUGAGAGAUGAGAUCAACAAGAAUGAAGAGAACAUCGAACAUUUCCACAGGAAGUCUGUGGAAAUCCAGGAGAUGCUUCAGAGCCGAGAAUCGCCUCUAGAACUACAGGUGAUAGAGACAGCGCUUCGUAAGCGCAUGGAGCAGGUGAAGGAGCUGUUCACAGACUGCACGGACGUGUUUGAGGAGCUGAUGGCCGUGAAGAAACAUCUGACAGAGAAGGUCGAGGAGAGUCAAAGUGCAGUGGAGAACCUGCAGAGCCAAAUCACCAAAUGUGACGUGACCAAACCAGACGCAGAGACUCAGAUACAGGUUCAUGGGACCUGUGUGAGGAGCUGGACUCUCAGGAGCUGCAGGCUGAGUCGGUGCUGA
Molecule: messenger RNA, 894 nt
Organism: Boleophthalmus pectinirostris (great blue-spotted mudskipper)
Lineage: Eukaryota; Metazoa; Chordata; Actinopteri; Gobiiformes; Gobiidae
Product: nesprin-2-like
Exons: 8
Coding region: 1-894 (297 amino acids)
Source: RefSeq, a predicted model, not a curated record